AUGGAUUCCGACAGCAAUCUUCUUCAGACUAUUUGUGUCAGCCAGACAAAGCCAGAGGAUGUCUUCCCUGCUUCUCAAAUGGACAUUCACGACCUAAAUAACACAAUGGGCGAUGCAGGCUCUUCUCCACAAUUGCGAAGUCAGUCACUUUUGAUGGACUGCUAUUCUACCGGCAAUGUCCUUGUACCGAAUGGUGAGGGACCGGACUUCGUUCAGGCUAUGCCCCGGCUCCAGCCCUCAGCAUUUAUGGAGCAUCCUGUGAACGAAUACCAGCCAUGGGCACAAACCCUCUCCUCCUCAAUCGAAUCUUUACCGAAUAGGACAUCCGUCGAAAGCGAAACUCUGGAACCUCCGGCACAGGGCAAGCCUGAGAGACGUAUGCUCGAGUAUAAGCUUCCGCCCAACGACCACAGAGUCAAACCCCUUAUACUAAGCGCCGACGGGUCUCGUCAAUUCCAGUGUCAGUGUCAUGAGCAAGCGGUUCGAGAGCUUAUGCAGGUGAAUUUGCUAGUCUAUCGCACGGAGUCGACCAUUACCAUCGACUCGAUUCUUAGCUGCCAGCGGGUAUUGCAGCAAUUGGCGGAGACUGUUCUCCAGUGCGGUAUCUGCUCUAAGACAAUGGUAAAUCUUCUUAUGGUCGUUGUCGUGAGCAUCGACAGCCUGGUGGGAACGCUCGAAAGAAUCACAUCGGUUGAGAACGGGUUGGUAGAAGGGAUGUUCCACGAGCAGCCAAAUGAUGGCUGGCCCGAGUACUCUCGAGUUUCCAACGGCGGACGACAAAAAGAAGUUGGGAAUCAUUUCAAUCUGCAAGUUGAAGCCUGUCCUUUGCUGGUGGGUGGAUUUUGUGUUCCAUCCGAUGAGAAAGUCUCCUUUGUUCAUCAGGUGUUGCAUGCGAGACUGUCUGGUUUAUUGGGCACUGUUCGUCGCAUCCACUUCUGCACCCAGGAGAUGCUGGCCGUCUCAGCAUCACAAGGCAAGCUAAUCAUGAUCAUGGAGACGGAUCGGAAAUUGCGGUUGGUCAUGAUGAGAAUGAAGAUGCUCACUGGGUAA
Molecule: messenger RNA, 1050 nt
Organism: Aspergillus melleus
Lineage: Eukaryota; Fungi; Ascomycota; Eurotiomycetes; Eurotiales; Aspergillaceae
Exons: 1
Coding region: 1-1050 (349 amino acids)
Source: RefSeq, a predicted model, not a curated record